UGUGGAUCGAAUGGACGAAUUGGAAGCUUCAAACGAGAACUAUAUACUCCCCAAGUAACAAUCCACUGAACUUUUUUCCUGGGAAACUGGAAGGGAAAUCAACGAGGAAAAUUCAGCUCGAAGAAGUGAUUAGAGUUUAGCAAUAAGGAUAACAAAUGGCGUGCAGGUCGGCUUUGCGUUCAGUGUUCGCAACAGAGCAACCAUGGAGACCAUUCCAACAGACUCGCCGUCUCUGCUGUUUCCCUCAGACGACGACAACCCUCGAGCGCAGAAAACCGAUUUGCGCCUUGUGCAGAAGUGUAAGAGCCCGUCGAUUUCACUCCGUCGUACCAUGCCGUUCGAAUUUCUCGAAUAACGGCGGCGUUCCUGUGCCGGAAGACGACGACCAGGAGCAGGGGCCGCCGCAAGAAGCCGUCUUGAAGGCUAUCUCAGAGCUAUCAAAAACAGAAGGGAGAGUGGGGCAAACUACGAAUGUGGUUAUUGGAGGGACAGUAGCUGAUGAUUCCUCGGAAGAAUGGCUUGAUUUAGAUAAGAAGGUAAAUACAUAUCCUACUGUUAGAGGGUUUACUGCCAUUGGAACUGGAGGUGAUGAUUUUGUUCAAGCUAUGGUUGUUGCCGUGGAAUCUGUAAUCCAACAGCCUAUUCCCGAGGUUCGUAUAUGUUUGCCUUUGGGUCGAGUGAGGCAGAAAGUAUCAUCAAGGGGCAAAUAUGUGUCUGUCAACAUCGGGCCGGUUCAAGUGGUUUCAAGCGAGCAGGUCCAAGCUGUAUACAAUGCCAUGCGCAGAGACGAUCGAAUGAAAUACUUUUUAUAGAUGUACGCGGAAUCCAUUUUGUCCUUCUGUAUAGAAUGCUGAUCUCGUUGUGAUUCCGUUGAGAACUUAGUUGUUGUACCUUUUUUCCCAAGUUAGUACUGUUCUUUGUUCACCAGACCAGUUCUAUCAGUCACCAUCCAUUUGCAUAUCCUUCCGGCUCUCAGUUUCGAUAAUACAUCUCCCUCAUCUGACGGUUCCUCGCGUUUAGAGAAAUGGUUCCCGAUCGACUACAUUUUCCUACAUGAAACGUUCCCCAGCAGUCAUUUGUAUUGCGAAAUUCUUCAUUUUUGCUGAAAUAUGAGUAAUAGACAACUCUUCUGGUUCUGAAUCACUUAUAAGCGCCCAUUGCAUAGUGCUUUUUGCUGCAAACUGCUAUCUGUUUUGCACUCGUAAUGCACAACUUGAGAUGAUUCCAUUGAAGUAGGUUGAGAUUAUCAUCAUCCCCAUUAGAAA
Molecule: messenger RNA, 1265 nt
Organism: Linum tenue
Lineage: Eukaryota; Viridiplantae; Streptophyta; Magnoliopsida; Malpighiales; Linaceae
Source: the annotation of a GenBank genome assembly